This is a messenger RNA of Suillus subaureus, 1009 nucleotides long. RefSeq lists its product as uncharacterized. NCBI's taxonomy places the organism in Eukaryota, Fungi, Basidiomycota, Agaricomycetes, Boletales, Suillaceae. The transcript has 5 exons. Bases 360 to 932 code for a protein of 190 amino acids. The record is from RefSeq and is a predicted model, not a curated record.
CCUGGGACAUAGUGACGUUGAAUAUCUUGUUAUAAUUUUUACUAGGGCAUGAAGUGUCUAGUACACAAGUGGUAGGAUACAUGGUUGCGUGUCACAUGUCUCUUGAGAAGCAUGUGGCUACCGUCGACGUUCAAUCCAAUUUACUUCUUGAUACUACAUAUAAUUCGGCAUCCUCUGACAAUCGAUGGACAAUCUUCCCAGGGAAUUCUCCCUCCACAAAUCAAGCCUUGAAUUGGUGACCCAACUUACAGACCGAAGCACCUUUCUUCGCAAAGCCGUUUGAAGGAACACCGGUGGAAGCGAUAUACUGGAACAACAGCAUUUUAUCUGGGCCAUGUGUAGGCGGCAGUAAUGGUAGUAUGUGCGGAUAUAUGCCCGAAAGACUACUUAUGGGUUUUCUGAAUAUGACCCAGGAGCAGAUAAUUCCUACAAUGUUUAACAACAGCACGCCCACCUUCACUUUGUCUCCAAUCGAGCUGGAACGGGCUUUAUCCCAGUACUUUGGGAUGAUGAUCUGGACAGCUGCACAGCUUGGCGGGCGUGAAGGGGGGUUUGACAGGGCAACCGGACAGGUUGAAAUCAACCAAAAUGUAAAUACGAUAAGGGUCCACUUUUCUCAAAUUCCAUUGUUGGCGGCGCUUGUGGCCUCAUCCGUCGCUUUGGUUUCGAUCCUCGCGUUGGCUGGACUUACUCCCAGUCACGAGGGUUUUGUCGGGGGCUUCGGAGUUCUACAUAUCAUUUGGCUCACGACUCGCCUACCGAGAACUGCCGAAGUAUUGGGCUCCACUCCACAUGACAAAUAUCUGGAUCGACGUGACCUUCGUUAUAUUGGAAAGUGCAUUAAAGUUCAACUGGCAGACGAUGCCAUAGAGGAUAUCGACGAAGACGAACUCGAAAGGUCUGGAAUGCUAAUGAGGAAUGAACCUAGGUGAGACAUCGUACUGCUUAGACUCAGAUCCGCUCAUCCAAUACGGUGUAGUGGGAGUAAUCAACUUCGUGACCUUGAGAA